Molecule: messenger RNA, 1146 nt
Organism: Dendrobium catenatum
Lineage: Eukaryota; Viridiplantae; Streptophyta; Magnoliopsida; Asparagales; Orchidaceae
Exons: 1
Coding region: 1-1146 (381 amino acids)
Source: RefSeq, a predicted model, not a curated record
AUGCAUCAACCCCCCGGAUUUCAAGACUCCAUUCAUCCAAAUUACGUAUGCCGUCUAAAGAAAGCACUCUACGGACUCAAACAGUCUCCUCGAGAGUGGUAUGCUACUCUUUCCAACCACCUGGUAGCUUACGGUUUCCAAAUAAGCUCCUCCGAUCAUUCACUGCUCACCUACAAAAAUGGAGAUACGCGCCUCUACAUUCUCAUCUACGUCGACGAUAUACUCCUCACAGGUAACUCCCCAACCGAAACAACUAAACUUCUCUCUAAUUUACAUAACCAUUUUCAGAUGCGUAACCUUGGGCCAUUAUCUCAAUUCCUUGGUCUUCAAACUCAACCAACAAGCACCGGUGUCAUCCUGCAUCAACAAGCAUAUGCCAAGAAAAUUCUGGACCGUGCCGGGAUGGCACAAUCUAAGCCGGCGUCUACUCCUAUACCCACCAAAACUACAACGUCUACAACCUCUACCGAACCCUACGACAAUCCGCACCUCUACAGACAAAUCAUCGGUUCGCUCCAAUAUCUCACUCUCACUAGACCGGACAUCCAAUUCGCGGUACAACAACUUUGUCAACACAUGCAUAUACCGCUCAACAGCCAUCACGCAGCACUAAAACGGCUUCUUCGCUACAUACAAGGUACCACGACAACCGGUAUUCCUUUAAACAGACAAUCACUUUUAUUGCAAGGCUAUGUUGAUGCAGAUUGGGCAAGCAACACUCAAGACCAUACCUCCAUCUCCGGCUUUUGCAACUUUCUCGGCCACUCUCCGGUCUCUUGGCAAGUCAAGAAACAAAGCACAAUCGCCCGUUCUUCCACAGAAGCCGAAUACCGCGCACUAGCAACUGCAGCCUCCGAAGUUUUAUGGCUACGACGACUGCUCGAAGAGUUCCAUACAACUCAGGACUCUCCAACGACGGUCUACUGUGACAACACAUCGGCCAUCGCCCUUGCCAACAACCCAGUUUUUCACGCACGAACAAAACACAUAGAGGUCGACUGCCACUUCAUUCGAGACUGCAUCAAGAAAAAUCACAUUGCUGUCCACCACAUCUGCACAACAGAUCAAAUUGCAGAUCUUUUUACAAAGGCCCUCCCUACACAAAGAUUCAAGCAUCUAUCCAGCAAACUAACCGCAACUCUUUAG